GGAUUACUUAUACGCAAUAGACGGAGCAAGUCGUAUUUAAUAACUCUGGGAUUGAUUCGGGAAACGUGACAAGUUGAAGAAUGCGUUCAUUAUCAGCCUGUCUUGGUUUCACAUUGAUCGUUACUGUUUCUUUCAGAGUAAGUGAGGCUUCUCCCGUCACAGAUAAUCAUGGAACUUUGUUUUACGUUUUUGGAUCAAAAGGUGUUUCCAUUAUAGACCCAGAGCGCAAAACGAUUUUGUCGAAAAUCACUGAAGCCGAUGGCAUUUGUACCAAGUCAAACAAUCGGUUUUCCAGGGAUAAUUGUUCGUUUGGAGGCGAGAUAUCGGUAAAAGAUGAACUGAUCUUCUUCAGCGACAUGUCUGGGAACAGAGUUCAUGUAAUUGAUGUGCAAAAACAAAAGGUUGUAGAAACAAUUUCCACUGGAGGAUAUCCAUAUGAUCUUUAUUAUCUGCCUUGGCUGGAGGAGGUCUGGGUUCACACGUGGACCAACUCCACCUUUGACGUCAUCAAUAUUGCGGGAAACCUGGAAAAGACUCACAAGGCUAUCAAGGCGCAUGUGCAACCAGGCUGGACACAUGGUUUCAUGUACGCUUAUAAACAAGUGAACAAUGGCAAAGUGGGUUACGUAACUCACAUGUCUGACCCAGGUCUCCACCGACUCGACCUAUCAACCAAGACAUACAAAGACUUUGUGAACGUUUCAAACUACGGCUGUACAGGAACUUUCAACUUUGCUUACAGUUCCGUGAACGAACAUGGAUUCUUUGAUUGCCGUGGAACAAACUCCAUUUUGGAGCUAGACGUCUCAACCGAUCAAAUCGUCCGAAAGUGGAAUUUCACCGGUGUCCCGUACGCCUCUCCUGACGGUCGCUCUAUUGUGACACUUUACAAAUCCGUCAACGUAUCAAUCAACGUACUCCUUGCCAGCAAAGUGUAUGUCCUUGCUAUUACAGGGAACAGCGCUCCCACUUUAAAAUCCACCAUGGAUAUCCCUGGAGGUGUCAGCGAGCUAGUGUUCGACCCUGCAAACAGCAUGGUAUCUUACAUCAGCCUCAUUUACAGCGAUAAGAUUGCAGUGUUGGAUCUCAAACUUCUCAAAGUCACCUACAUCACCGGUGUUGGAGGCGUGUUUUCUAGACCCGGCAUGCACGCCAUCAGCCGGCCCCUUAUCAUAGCAGACUCUUGGAUUGUAACGCCAGCCACUGCGAGCAGCUCCGUUGCCAUAAUCAACGCAGCGACCCAAGAACUGCAUGGCAUGGUGUCAGGGGUUCCUGGGGGUAGGGGUUUAGUAGCGGUGCAGCUGAAAGCUCUCUCUCCACCUGCAUCUGUCGCGGGAUACCGCUACCUUUCACAGGAGAUGCUUGCCUUCAUCUUGCCGUCUGCUCUGUAUGUGAUGGUUGGGUGAGACGAGGAGGACUUUCGGAUUAUGUGUUGAUCUUGCUUGCGAGUGAUAGAGUUAACUUUGGUAGACUAGACUUUGACAAUGCUAUAGCGCGGUUGUUGACCACAACACUAAUCAAAUGCAAAUUAGCCAUUUUAUAGCGGUUUUCACUUGAGUGUCGAACAGUGAUAGGUUUUGCAUCACUACGCUGGACGAUUCACCCAAAAAUCUUGCGCCGUUUUCUAUACAAUCAGAAGUAAAACCAAAACUAAUCGUAACUCGCUCCCACACGUUUUCCCGCGCUUCGCGUCAGCUACAUGUACUUAGUUAAGUUUUGAUUGGCUCACUGGAUUGUGUGUAAUUUGUGAUUGGCUAGAGUGUUUACAUCGGUUUAAGUUUCACGAUAUUCACAUGUUGUCCACGUGAAAGCCUUGAGACAAUACAACCAUGUCCCAAUCACCGGACUGAAUAAGCUGGUCAAUCACAGGAGAGCGCAAUGUAGAAAAAUAGUUGCGUAGCCUGACAAAUCAUGCUUGCGAAGGAAAAUAAACAAAACAGCCAAAUAUACACUACAA
Orbicella faveolata is the source of this 1957-nucleotide messenger RNA. Its product is annotated as follistatin-related protein 5-like. Gene Ontology annotation, molecular function: protein binding. The record is from RefSeq and is a predicted model, not a curated record. NCBI's taxonomy places the organism in Eukaryota, Metazoa, Cnidaria, Anthozoa, Scleractinia, Merulinidae.